CCUAUGUCUAGUGGUUGGUGAACUCUCCCCUCCAUCUUGGUACGGUCCGUUGCCUAGGUGCUAGUAGAAGCUAGUGUACUCCGCCAUGCCUGUCCAAGGCGCUGGGCUUUCUCAUCACUGCUAGCCCGAGAGCUGCUAGUACGCAUGGAUUACAGCGACAAUGGGACUGAUGGAGCUUGAGGUUCUGCUCUUCAUUGCCACAAAAUGGGACACCAUGUAGGAACAGCUGCAGCUUAAAAUAAGUAUUUUCUCAGCCGAGGAAAUGGCUUCACCAAAGUCAACGUUGAUGGAUCAUGGAGAGUUCUUGACGGAGCUGGACCAGAUUACCAAGCGGCUUCAGGACGAUGGCGUGCCUCCAGAGGCCGGAGCGGCGGAGCGGCAGCAGCAUCUGUGGCGGCAGCUGCUCGACGCCGAGGCAAAGCUUCAGUCGGUCUCAAAGGAGCUGCAGACCUUACGUACGCAGCAGGCCAAUGAAAUGAAGGAGGUGGAGAGCUACGUAGCUCACAUUCGGGCGCUGCUGGAAGAGUGCGAGUGUCUGACUGCAGAGUACGAGAGAGACAACGAAGACUUGAGACACAAACUUCACCAAGUCAAACAUCAACAAGAGAUCCAGAGCAAGGAGAUGGCGGAGAUGUUGUCACAGGAAGACCUGGGGGAGAUCGGCUUGAGCAGCCCCAGUGAGCAGGUGGCUUAUCUGCUGGUGGAGAGGGCCACUCUGCUGGAAAGGCUGGAGGCUGCCGAGGGGAAGCUGGAAAGUCAUACCCUCGCCGUUACCGACAGCGACCAUCAGGAGCACAUCCAAAUAAUGGGAGAGAGUCUCAGGCAGCAGAGGGAGGACUUGAGCAAGACCGUAGAUCACAUGACGAAGCGAAUGCACAGAACGGUUCGAUCACCAUGUGGACAUUGGCUUUUUGUUUUGUCGGCAGUGUUCGUCCCAGAGUCCGUGGAAGAAGCUGUUUGGCCUGCGCAGGCCCAGAGCGAGGAGAUCUCCAGGGAGCGAACUGAGCGGCAGCGGCUGGAGCGGGACCUGGAGGAGGCGUCCAGGAGGCUGGCCAUGGCCCACCAAGACAUCCGCAGACUCAACAACGAGCUAGACGCGGCUAAGAACAACAACCAAGAUCCAUGUGGAUCUGAGCUUGAGGGGACGGUCCAGGAAGUUGAGUACCUGAGGAAGGAAGUGGACAAAAUGAAACACAACGAUAUGAUGAAGCUGCAGCGAGCCAAAGAGCAAAAUGACAGACUGGAUGCAGAGAACAGAGCUCUCAGGGAAAGACUACAUGUCAUAGAGUCCGAGAAGAAAAAUCUUAUGGAUCAGAUGACAAAACCUAAUACAGAAAAAGAAGACUUGGAGAACAAAGGUACCGAAUCUGAAAACUGCCUCUCCGCUGUGUCGACCCAAGAGAAGGAUCCGAUUCAUAAACGGUGUCAGGAAGCGGUGGAAGACGGACUUGUGCAGGUGAGAGAGCUGCAGCGGCAGCUCCAGAGGCUACGCAAGGAGCAGGAGGAGCUGGAGGAGAGGAAUGAGGAGCUGGAGGCCCUGCUGGGGGAGGCCCAGAACGCCAGCAAGGAGGAGAGGCAUCGCCACGAGGGAGAGGUGGAGGGGCUGCACAGGAGGGUUAGAAACCUGGAGGCGGAGCUGAGAAAGCAUGACGCUCAGGAGAAAGCACCGAGAAACGGCGACGAGGCGAAGGCCACCGAGUCCUACCUGCACGUCCACCUGAGGGACAGCUCCCAGGAGAGGAUGUCCCUGCUGGAGGCCCGACUGACUGAGGAGAAGGAGUGGAGGAAACAGCUGGAGUUGGAUCUCACUGCUGCUCAGGCUGCCCUCAAGAAAGAUAAAGAGGCUUUGCAGAUAGGCGAGCGAGAGCUGAAGAAACUGAGACUCGAGGUCAGCGGUCUUCAGACCGAAUGCCAGCAGGGGAAAACGCUCAUCAAAAGCCUGACCCAGGUCAAGGGAGAGAAGGCCGUUCUAGAAGAAAAGGUGGCCCAGAUGGAGCGCGCCCACAGCAGACUCCAGAGUCAGCUGGAGCGCCACAAGGACAGUAACCAGACUCAGACAACAACGAUGGAAAACAGACUGCAGGCUGAUCAGACGCAGAAGCAGGUCGACAGCCUUCACGUCGAGUUCAGCAGCCUGCAGUCUUCACAUGACAGUCUGAGGGAGGAGAUGACCUCUGAGCGCCAGAAGACGGCCGAGCUGCAGGCGGAGCUGAGCGGCGCGGUUCACCUGAAGCUCGAGGCCGAAGGGAAAAGAGAGAGAGUGGAGCUGGAGGUCCAGCGGCUCCAUAAGCAGCUGCAGUGGCAUCAAGAGCAGCUGACCUCUGCAAAGGAGGCGCUUCGUCGCAGCCAGAAGGCUGAAAUGGACACAGCUAACGCAGGGUCUGGGCCCGAGUCCGUAGAGAAAGUAAAGGUUGGGGGUUUGGAUCAGCUUUCAUCUUUGAAGAAGGAAAUGAGCGUCCUGGAAGAUAAGCUGGAGGAGGAGCGGCAGCUGGCCUCUCAGCACCAAAUGGCUCUUCAGGCUCAGAUUAGUGAAGCCCAGGCACAUAUCAAGUUGCAAGACUCGCUGCUGAGCCAGAAGGCGGAGGAGGCGAAACAGAUGAAGCAAGACGUGCAGAGGGCCCAGAGCCUGUUCACCUCGGCCGAGAAGGAGCUGCGCUACGAGAAGGAAAAGAGCCUGGAUCUGAAGAGACACAACACUCUGCUGGAGCAGGAGAAUCUCAAGCUUGGCGCUGAACUCAAGCAGGCCCAGUCUAAGCUGGCACAGGUGGAGCAGAAACUCCAAACUCGAGACGCCGAGUGCGAACGCCUGCAGCAAAAAGUCCGAGAGUUGGAGCUGCAGCUGAUACGCAGCAGCACCAACGGCAGCGCCGCCGCCAGUCUGCAGGAGGAGUUGCAGGCCGAGAGGGCGCGGCUCGUCGCCGCCGAGAAGAAGGUGUUGGAGCUCCAGCAGCAGCUAAAGAACGCCCAGCACCAGCUACGUGUGGAGGAAGCUCGAGCCGGCGAGAGCAGCCGCCUGGAGAGGGAGAGCAGGGAUCUGUUUGACUCUUUGUCGGCCCUCAGGGCCCAGCUGCAGGAGGGCCACAUCGCCAGGAAGCUUUUAGAGCAGCGGGAGGAGGAGCUGCAGCAGCAGGUACGCUCGCUUAGGCUGAAGGAAGCUUCCCUCAACAGGACAAACACGGAGCUCAGCCACCGCGUCCAGCAGCUGGACACUCAGCUGUCCAUCCUGGACGCUGAGCUCAAGAAGACAAGAGAGGAGGUAAAAACAAGCCAGAAGUCAAACCACAAACUGCAGGAAGAGCUGAUUACCAGUCAGCAGGAGUGUGAGAGGCUACAGGAGGAGCUGCAGCGGGUCCUCCUCCAGCUAGAUGCACACAUCAGGAAGUACAACGAAAAGCAAAGCCAACACAAGACCAAACUGUGUCAGGCCAAGCAGAUUUUCCUGAAGGCAACGGCACAGAGAGACUCUACCAUCCAGAAACUGGAGAACGAUCUGGCGCUGGCCUCCAGUCUCUCCUACAAGGAGAAGGAGCGGAUCAACGUAGUGAUGCUAGAAAACGAGAAGCUGCUGGAGGAGAAGCGGGAACUGCUGCGGAGGAUAAGUGAAGCAGAGGACAUGGGCAGCAAAGGCAUGAGGACGGCUUCCACUGUCCAGCACAGGGCUAAUGUCUUAGAAGUGGAAAACAAACAGCUGCAGGACAGAACCAUGAAGCUCUCCAAUCAAGUCAGGUCCCUGGAGCGUGCCCUGAGGAACGUUGAGUCGUUCUACAGUAUGGAGAAUGCCAAGAGAGCGCUCUCCUCUGAUGAUUUCACAGAAGGCGUCCUGCAUUCAUCAGCUCUGAGUCUGACCUCAGGUCCCUGUGAUCAUGUGGACAUCGUGGACGCGAUCCGCCGCGCGACGGUGAGCAAGCACGCGGUGCUGGACGGCACGAGGACUUCCGUCUCUACGCAGCAGCCGUCUGAGCAGGGAUACCUGAACCUCACCUCCCCAAUGGUCACUCCAGCUUCCACUAAAGGCAGAGAAGAGACCUCGGAUGACAAAGACCAGGGGUGAGAGGCGACGGGAGUUUAGUGAUGUCACUGCCAUACAACGUGAUCUGCUUACAUAGGGGUCGUAUUUGAAAAGCAGAUUCUUGUUUGCCUCAUACGUACUGUAUUUGACCCAGCAGCUUACAAAGCCUUUAUUAAUCAAGUAUUUUUCAACAUACUCUGUUUUUAAAGACAACAGUGUCCAUUGGGAUUCUAUAUUAGAAGCCAGCCUGUUUAUUUGGAAUGCAAACACGUGCAAAUGGUUUUCUAAAAGUUUAUUAUGUUACUUUGGUUUGUUUGCCUUUGCACACCAAAGCUUAUGAGCAUCACUUAAAGUUUGAAAGACUGAUACUGUUUGUAAUAUAGCAUUAUGAGAAGCACUUCACACCAGUGCUUUUAAUGGGAAAUACAUUUUUAUGACAGUUAUUUUAAUGAUUCUAGUUGAACUGAAGCACUUUAACAUGUUUUUUUUAUAAAGAUGUUUACAUUCAAGGUGUUUUAGCGAUGCUGUGCAAAUUUUGGGAUAUUAAUAACUUUUCCUGGUUCGAUUUUGCAGUGUUUUGAUGCCUUACGAUGCCUAAAGUGUUGGUUACUUUUGUACUUAAAAGGAAAAAAAUAUAUAUAAAUUGAGUGAAUUUUUUGCCAGUUUACAAGUUCUGAAUGUUUUACCCAUCUUCUAACAGGGGAUUAUCUGGUACUUUAAACGAAACCAAUUCUGUCCUUUUUUUUUCUUCUUCUUGGCCUAAUUCAAGUUUUCUCUGGUUGUUUUUUUUUCUCUUUCAUUGUUGUCCACAUUCAAAAAAAAAAAAAGUUUCCUCCUGCGGUUUUCAAGCAGCACAGCGUGGCCACAUCUGCGCGAUAGUCUUACAUGCUUGGCAGUCUGUUUGAAACACUGAACUCCAUCAAAACAAGAUCCAGUUUGACUCAUAGCAAGAGCCAAAUCUUUUUGUCACGACCAGAUAUAAUUACAAAAUUCAUAUUUGUGGAUGUUUCCUUCAUUGUUUUUUUUUUUUUUUUUUUUAAUAAUUCAGCGGUCAAGUUGUCUGCAUGUAACAGAAUAGAAGGUGUGAUAGCAUGAUUUCACGCACGGCUUCCUGUCACACAAAGUCAUUGAUGUUUAGUCGUGAUGUGACAGAACCGGUGUCAUACAUUCUGAACUAAACAGAGACGCACUGUGUAUUUAUAUGUACUCAAAUUCUGCGAAGGAAACUGCCCUGCCUGUCACAGGAUGAACAGAACUGGACUCAUUUAUUAACACAACUGUAAAGAUGUAAAAAAAAAAAAACAACUUAAAAAUUACUCAUAAGCAGCAUAAUCAGAAUAGGAAUUUAAAAAAAAAA
Messenger RNA from Poecilia latipinna (sailfin molly), 5366 nucleotides. RefSeq names its product coiled-coil domain containing 30 (gene ccdc30). Bases 263 to 4051 code for a protein of 1262 amino acids. The transcript is spliced from 28 exons. The record is from RefSeq and is a predicted model, not a curated record. NCBI's taxonomy places the organism in Eukaryota, Metazoa, Chordata, Actinopteri, Cyprinodontiformes, Poeciliidae.